AUGACUAAUUGUAGUCUCAAGUGUAGUAUGUUACCCUGCGUACACAUACGGAACACGAAAAAUGAAAUGAAUUUGGAAGGCCCCAAGGAAGAAGGCACAAUACAAUGCUACAAAGAUGAAAUGAGCAUGAAUAUGAAUGCAGAAGAAACGGCGCAUGUUAAAACUGCAAUCGAUAAUAAUAACGUGUACGAUAAAUCGUCCGACGAUUUAAAUACAAACGUUGAAAAUUGCCGUAGCGGUGACGAGAACAUGAGUAGCAUGGACCCUGCGGCGUGCGCGCAGCUCGAGGCCACCGCGAGUGGCCGGGCCGUCGCCAACUUUAGUGAAAAUGCCAAUAGGACCGCGUACGCAGACACGUACGCAGACACGUACGCAGACACGUACGCCGAUACGUACGUCGACGCGAACGCCGACCUGAUCAGCGGCGUGAAGGGCGGAACUCCCACGCGCGCGAAAGUUAACGUGAAUAUGUGCACCCAAAUAAGCGAUUUCAACCCCGAGGAGAUGAAGGCGUCGUUCGAGCAGGAGCGAAAGGACAUCCUGCUGAACACCUACAACUACUACUUCUGCAAUAGCUACGGGGACAUAAACCAGAGCGACCACAAGAGCCAAGACGACAUGAGCGUGUACUACUACAAGCGGGUGUCCCUCAAUUUUAUGAACUACGACUACGACGCGGAGUAUAAGCACUACGAUGAUGACAACAAUAGCAGCAGCAACGGGAAUGACAGCAGCAAUGGGAACGACAGCAGCAACGGGAACGAUAGCAGCGUCGGGAGCGCUAGCGGCAGCGCCAACAGUAAGGGCAACGGCAGCGCUAGCGGCGAUGGUAGCGGCAAUGGUAGCGGCAAUGGCAGCGGCAGCGCCAACGGUAAGGGUAACGGCAAUGGUAGCGGCAGCGGCAACGGCAAGGGCAACGCUGGCCGUUCGGGCGAAAAGCCGUGCCAAGGAAAGCUCAAGAAGUGCAACACGAACAACCUGUUUUUCAGAACCAACUCGUACGACAACGUGUUUUUGAAGAAGAUAAAGAUCACGAGCGUCGACAACAAGUGCACCAGAAAAAGCAUAAAAAAGUACAAAAUUCCCUUUGAGCCCAAUUUUUAUAGCAGUCGCUUCUUCUUCUCCGACAAGAACAUAAACGAAGAUCUGCAUCCCCUGAGUGACAAUUGCACACGGUAUUGCAGUUCCCUGUCCGUCAAUUAUAACAAAGUCAACAGUCAUGGUAGUAGUGGCAGCGGCGGAGGCAGUGGCUUUAGAAAUCCAGGGAGGCGCAACAAUGGCUACAAUGGCAGCAGUGGCAACAGUGGCAGCAGGAGUAACAGCGCGAACGCAGCGUGCAGAGGCUUCCCCCGGUACUCCUACAUUCUGCGGUUCGAGGGACCCCCCCCACAUUUCCUCAUUUUGAAGUACAACAAAGUUACGAAGAAAGCCAACAUAGUAAAGAAGGUGCCAGUGAAUAAGAACAUCUCGUUCAACCUUGCCAAGUUCAUUGCGGAAAAGUACAUCCAGAUUUUGAGAAAGAACUUGAGGAAGAAGGAGAAGAAGCUGGAGAAGAAACUGGAGAAGAUGAGGAGCGCGGCGGGCAUGGAGGUGCACUCGCGCGCCGGGGGGGGAGCGGAUGAUUGUAAGGAGAACCGCGGCGAAGCGGACGAGGAUGUAAUUUGUGAUGGGGCGCAGGCCGACAGCCACAAGGGAAGCAACGGCGGAGGCCGCAGCGUUUGCCCGAACGGCAGCCAGCACGAGAGUAACGACGCCUGUGACUCCAAGAAGAACAUGGACUACAACAACAGCACCAACUGCGAGAGCUACCGGGGCAACUUCUUCAACUUCGGCACGAAGAAUUAUGAUGACGAUGAUGUGAACAAUAACAACAGCAGCGCGUGUAGCAGUCGCCUCCGUGAGGAUGACAACGGGGAGGACCGCGACGGCGCAGAUCACAACGGGAAGGAGCGCAGUAACGAGUGCAGUGACGACCGCAGUAACGAGCGCAGCAACGAGCGGAGUGACGAGAACGAAAACAGCGACAACAGCCUCUUCAACCGCAGCGGCGAGAGGAGCCAGAACAGCUCGGACUGCUCCGCAAGCAAAAGCAACGAGCGGCUAAGUGACGAACGACGAAUGGCUGGAAACCCUCGCGCAGGAGAACAGCCCUUCUACAGUGAACUGCUAAUUAGUGAAAAUUACGAGGAUGACGACGGCAACGAUCUACAGAACAUAGACAUGAAUUCGCUGAGUUACGAAAACUACAGUUCUGAAAAUCUGUACGAUGAGAAGCUCUGCACUUAUGAGUACCUCAACAUCGAUUUGGACAACGUCGUUUUUAACACAGACACGGAGAAGUACAUCAAGUUUUUGAGCAACAUAAAAAUAUACUACCUGCAUAAGAUGGAUGACAUGAGGAAGGUCCUCCCCAAUUGUGACGACUCGACGGGGAACAAGCUGGUCAUUUUGGUAAAAAUAAAGUAUGAGAUGUGCGUAAAGUCCAAGAUCUUCAUUUUUGAGAACGUGCAGGAUGUGAUGAGUGAGUACGAGUAUGUCGAUGUGGACGUGGAUGCGGAUGUGGAUGUGGAUGGCGAUUCGCUUGACGGGAUGGACCACGGCGACGGCGAGAACACCAUGCGGUGCAUGCUUAGUGGGGGCGCCACCAGCGGCGGCAGCAGUAGUAAUGGCGGCGGUGUUGGGAGGAGUGCCCUCUACGGGGCAAACCAGGUGAAGAGCGAAUCGGUGAGCGGCGAACUGGAGAACAGCGGUUCUUUGGCGAAUAGCGAUUCCGUGGCGAAGGUGCCAACGGAGAGUGCGUGCAGUGCGGGGAAGGACGAGAAUGGCGCGCCCGUGUGCGAGGGGGGCAGCGCGAGUGGCGAAGCGAACCCGAAGAACGAAGCGCAGCAGGAUCGGGAAGGCGGCAGCGGGAAGGACGCCGAGCCUGGGAUGUGCAAGUUGGAGCACAGCGACUAUUUGUUGAGCUCCGAUUAUGCGGCCCAGGAGGGGGUAGUGAAGCAGGAGGUGUUGGAGGGGGAGGCGAAUUGCGCCAUUGGUAGCGGUGGUAGCGGCGGUGGCAGCGUUGGCGGCGGCGAAACGGCGAAGCGCAACCUGGCGGAGGAGAUGGAGAAGAAGUGCAGCGCGCUAGGAAUCAUCCACGCUGAGAGGGCAUCUCCAGAAAGUAGCGAGCGAAAGGCAGCCCCGGAAAGUGGCGAGCGAAAGGCAAAACAAAUGACCCUCAACUGUAGGAGAAAAAUCAUCCAAUUUAUACGAAACAACGUGUACAUAAACUCAUACAUAUACGACUGCUUUGAAAACAUCUACAUGAACAGCCAGUUCUUCAAAAACGACGUAAUUAUAGUAAACGACUUGAGUGAAGAAGACCAAAUGGUGGAUGACAUCCCGGACUACAUCUACGAAUUGAACAAGUUCGUUUUUAUUAAGUUUACCAAGUUUGAUCGUUACGUUAGGAAGAACCACAAAAUUGCGGAGGGGUACAUACAGUACUUGCUGCAGAGCAAUAUAAAAUGCAUUAAUAGGUACAUGAUAGGCAUAAGGUGGGUGCCGGACAUUUUUGCGUACGAAUAUUAUGUGUGUAAAAUUAUGGAGGGGAAGCCUAAAGGUAAAGGCCGGGAAUGGAAGAAUCAGCAGAAGUAUAAUUACUCCCUGGCCUUACAGAAGGAUUCGAAUGAAAAAACGCUGAAGUAUCUGGUGGACUACGAGAAUAAGGUUAUUGACAAUGUGUUGUGUGUUUUGCACGAGUAUUACCAGGCAAGUUUAUUUACCGAGAAGUGCAUCUUCAAUUUGUUCAAGUUGGUUCUGCUGAGGGUGAGUCUGUACAUUGGCGUUUUGAACACGAAGGUUAUUACGCUGGAUCUGGACAAGGCCAUGUACCGAAUGAAGAAGUUUUCGGAGCCCAUAAGUUUGUGUGACAGCUGCGCGGUUCCCGAGAGUGAGGGCACGCCCAAGGGGGCGCAGGGGUUGUUCCCCCCGGGGGAGUGUGUCGGUGCAGUAGAUUGCAACGACGCGGUGGAGCGUAGCGGCGUGGUGGAUGUCAGCCGCACGAUGGAGGGCGGCCCUGGCGAGCAGCAGAGCGAGAACGCGUGGAACGGCAGCCCCCUGCGCGCGGGCGCCGCGGGGGGGGGGUACAGCCGCGUGUACAGCGGGCUGGGCGGCAUCGGCAGCGGCUUCGUCGGCGGAAGGAACGCGAACGGGCAGGUCACCCUCGAGGGCAGCAACGAGCAUGCCCAGGAGGAGGCCAAGGCCAAGCACUCGUCGGACAGCGACCCCAGCAACCACCUGCAGGUGUACGACCCCUACAACGAUUUGUUCAUCAAGAAGGAGAAGUACGAAAAUGAGGGCUACCUGCAGAGCAAGUUAAGGAAUAAAAAGAAGGUGAGUUACAACUUGGAUAACACCUCCCUAGCGUUGAGGACUCGGCAGAAGAGAAAGAACUUUGCCUUGGCGAAGGGCGGAGUUGGAAUGGCAGUGGGUGGUUCCGGUGCUGGCGGUGCCGCUCCUGGCAGCAACGAAGUCGGGGGAAGCGUGGCCGGGGGGGAACCCUUCAGCAUAAAGUACUACAGCUCGUCGGCGGACAACAACAAGGUGGGGAGUGCGAAUAACCACAAGGAGUACUACUCGAAUGCCAGCGAUUUUAGCGGAGCAUCCCAUUUGACGUCGAAGCAUAAGUACCACCUUCGCAGCAGCAACGCGCAGUCGACGGAUAACUGCUCCUCCGAGGAGUACGUGUCCAGGAGAAAGCUGAGGAACAGGAACAAGGGGAGGACUAGGAUGCUCUACAAGCUGAUGAACAAGAACGGGUUGAUAGAGCCCUACUGGUGGUUUUUCUACAAUCUGUAUGAGAACGCGACAAUACAGGAUAGCGGCAGCAAUUGCAGCAGCGCGAAGGGGAAGAAGGCCGGGGUGAUGCGCCCGUUGAAGUUGAGGGGCACGCGGAGCGGCAACGUGGUUAGCGGCGUGGUUGGCAGCGUGAAUGGCGGCGUGGCUGACAGCGUGAGUGGAGGCGACGCCGCUUCCCCCCUGAGGAAGGGCGAGCACAAGGUGGGCAGCCUGUUCAGCAACUACGAAGGCGGCAAAAAGUCCCGCAAGUCGCGCGAAAACAGUGAAAACGAGAGCUACAUCUACAGUAAGUUGCUAGAAAAAACGUACAAUAGCAACUUGAUGAACCACUUCUGCCAGAAGAAAAAUAAAAUCAAGAUCAAGUACAUAUCGAUGGUGCACGACAUUAUUUACAAAAAGUUUAUUCUCCUCAGUAACACCAUUUUCCCGAGGAAUCUACACGAGUCGGAAAUAUUAUAUACGUUGUUCCCCCACGAGCCCCACACCUUCAUGUUCCUGCACAGGGACGACAACUUCCAGUAUCAGAAUGAGACGUUUUUGAAGUACGUAACAUUUAGUGACUACUUGAUGAAUAUGAACCACUUGGGGGAUGCCAGGAAGGGCGGCGCGUCGGCAGAUGGCCACGCGCUCGGCGGUGUUGGUAUCAGCGGUGUAGGCAUUAGCGGUGUCGGCAUCAGCGGUGGCGUGGCUGCCUCGGGCGACCUGUACGAAGGCGGCUUGCUCUCUCAAGAUGCGUGCAGUGCGCUGCAAAAUGGGAACAUAAAUAUGAACGUCCAUGUAGGGAACAGCCGAGGAAUAGAUAAAGAUUUUUACGUGGACCAUUUGAUUCUAGGCGGAGCGGAGGGGCUGGUCGAUUCGUCCGCGAAUGCGUUGUUGACAAAUGGGAACUUGAAAUAUUCGAGCAUUCCGAAUUAUGAGAGAGUGAAAAGUAGCCGACGGGAUGCGUACUUGGGGUUGAAUGAAAUUGGAGGAGGACGGUCUGGGGCCCUCGGGUACAACGCCCUGUUGAACAUCGGCGGGGAUGCGGAGGGUGGUCUGAACAAUUUGGAGGGCCUGGAUUUUGGCGGCUACGACGCGAAUUACGCGUUGGGCGGGAGUGGCGAUCCGUACCGGCAGGGGAAUGAGGCUGUAGGUGUCGGCGGCGGCGCGAACGCGUACCUGGACAGGUCCCCCAGCACCGGGCACAAGGUGUUCGGCUUUGAAAGGAGCAGGAGGGAAAUCAAGCCCAACGAGUACUACGACUACUUCAUGAGCGACAAAAACUUGCUGACGGGAAAGGACAAGUUUCACAACAUUGGUGAGAAGAGGAGCGUCUCCAACACGACCUUCGGAAGGGGAAGCAAAUACUACGACCAUUACGGAGACCAGGAGGAUAAGAAGAACACGAGCGAUAAUGACAUCUCGCUCAUUAAGAAGAGGAAGCACGGCAGUAAGAGAACCAAGAGUAAUAACCUCUCCAGUGUGAAAAAUUUUAGCAAUCUGUGUAGCAGCAAUAAGAGCGACAUGAACAACAAUGCGUUGAGCCCCAGUGGAUUGGGCAACAGUGCUCUGGGUAGCAACGCCCACGAGGAUUCUAUGAUUCCUAUGGGUCCGCUCCCAACAGGGGUAUACUUUGACUCUGCGAGGAAGCUUUGGAGAUGCCAGUGGAAGGAAAAUGGAAAGUUUAAGACCAAGGGGUUCAGCUUGAUUCAUUACAACACCCUGGAGGAGGCGAGGAAGCAGUGCAUUCUCUACCGAUGUGACGUGGGAAACAUACCAGUCAAAACUGAGUGGCUUAAUCCUGUGUACGUCAGCUCCUCCUACUUUUACAAUAAGAAGUAUGCCAGCAGCGCGAAUAACGCCAAUAACAGCGCGACGAGUUACGCCACCCCCCAUAAGGAGUUAAAGACGAGUUCGUUGAACCUGAACCGGUUGAAGGAGAAGACGAGCGGCGUGGAGAGGAACGGCAAGGGGUUCAUGGACGGGUCGAGUAAGGACUCGAGCGACAACUACUAUGGAGCGGUGGGCGGUGGGGGAGGCGGAAUUGGCGGCAGCGUCGGCGGCGGUGCAGUGGGGAGCGCGAGCGUUAACAGGUACUCCACGAGGAACAACACGGCCUCCAGCACCCUGAAUUUUCUUAAUAACGACAAGGGCAACGAGAUUGACAUUUCCAUUUUGCAGGAGUUCGUGACGAAGAAUAAGGAAAACCAGAGCGUCAAUGAGAAGGGCGAGGGGGCCAAUAACAACCAUGGCCUGGAGGACGCGGUGGGGCCUGAUAACGGCUUCUUCUUUGAGAGUGGCAAGGCGGACGGCAGCGCGGUGAAGGACACCGAGGAGGGGCAGCCCCAGCUGCACUCACAAACGCAGCUACAGUCCACGCUGGAUGGCGGCGAAGACAGCGGAGAGACCCUCGCCGCGAGGAGGAGCAAACGCAUGAGGAGUAGCCCCAACCAUGACGCGAAUUAUAAGAUAGAAAUUAAUGGCGAGUUGAAGGACUACUACCGAGGGGGAGGAAGUGCCGCCGGGGACGUCAUCCCCACGUUGGAGAACGCGGACAAUUUGAAGACCCUCCGAAGUGUGCUCAGUAAGGAAAUUAUGAAGAAGAUCCAAAGCGCGAGCGCGGAAGUGAACGGUAGCGGCUACGACCUGGUGGAAAGUGCAGGGGCAGGGGCAGGUGGCAGCCCAGCAAACAACGGCACUAAUAGCAGCUGCGGCGCCGUGCCGUGCGAGUUACAGACGCUGCUGAAGAUGCUGCAUAGGAAGGACGGCAAGGAGGACGACCCCUUUAAGGCCACUUUGAACGGAGUGAAGACGGAGAAUGGGCCCGUCCCAGGCGAGGCAGGCAUGGACGUGGGGCUCGGGGGCAAGGGCAACGCCGGCGAAGGCGCAGACGUGUACAGUAUGUUACAGGGCGUUAAGAAUGAGCUGCUGCUGCAGAGCGACAAUGAAAAUAAUUUGCCCUACUUCAAUGCCCUUCGGAAGAAGGGGAAGAAGCAGUUCGAUAAGAAUGAGUUGUUGCUCCAUUCGCUCAUGAGGAAGGACGUAAACGGAGAGAAGCGAAAGAACGUGCCGCUAAUCGACGUGGUGAAUUCGCUGGACAUUAUGGGAAGAAAGGGGAGCGAAGGGACCUUUCUGGACGACCCCGAGGAUGGCAGCAGUUUGUUACUGAACGGGGGCAGCAUUUGCGAGAGCAUCUCCGCGUUUGUCAAGUACUCCAGCGAGAAUGGCGAGUUCGCAGAGAGGGGGAGGAUCGGAGCGACCGCGGCAAAUGGAGGGAUUGCGGCGAAUGGAGCGGUCGCGGCCAAUGGAGUGGUCGCGCCAAAUGGAGUACUGGGCGCGUUGACCAUGUAUAAGAAGAACCAUGAUGGUGGAGGCGAUGGCACCUCCACCGGUGGCGGCAUGCCCAAGACGAACAAGGGGAUGAACGGCGUUGGCGAGAAGGGAGGAGAGUCCGCGCUGAGCAACAAUUUCCCAGACAUUUUUUUUCAGGACAUUCAGAAUUUUCUAAACUUCGCCAAGGAGAGAGAUGAUGUGGCAAAAGGGGUGGGCAGUGCCGCUGGUGUGGUCGCGGACCAGGUGGUGGGCGUGGGCACCUUGGGCUCGGGCAACGGGCUCGAGGGGGAGGACCCGGCCGGGGGGCUGGCCUACUUUAAGGGGAGGAAUCGGAACGCCAGCAGCGCCAACAGCGAGUACGAGAAUUACCUGCGGUCCAUCAUGGUUCAGUACGAGAAGGAGGAGAAGCAGAAGCGGCAGCGGCAGCGGCAGCGGCAGCGGCAGCAGCAGCGGCAGCAGCAGCGGCAGCAGCAGCAGCAGCAGCAGCAACUGCAACUGCAACUGCAACUGCAACUGCAACAGCAGUACGCGGAGCGCACGCCCAGGAAGAGUGAACAGGGCGACGGCACGUGCCCGCUGGAUGACGAAGACUUGAGCCCCGCGGGCGGGAGCACGCUGAAUAACCUGAUCGGCGCGAGCCUUCUGGGCACCAACGACCCAGCGGAGGGCAGCAGCGACGAUAAGAAGGGAGGAGCAGACCACCUCGAACCGAACGAAGACGGCAUUAACGGAAACGGAAACGGAAGCGGAAGCGGAAACGGAAGCGGAAACGGAAGCGGAAACGGCAACGGCGUGGUGACGAGCGACAAGGUGGGGGAGAAGGAGGACCUGAGCAAGGGCCUCUCGGCCGGGUUCUUUCAAAAGUAUCUCAGUCUGUUUAGCAGGAAGCAGCAGAGCGCCCCAGAAGGCAACCACCAUGAGGAGGAGGAUAAUAAUAACAAAGCGGCGACCACUGCGGCCGCGGCAGCGGGGGAGGAAGAAACCCCGGACAACUCCAAGUACGUGGAGUACCAGAGCCCCGAAAAGGAAACGAACGAUUACAACACGAGGAAGAAGAAGAAGAAAAAAGGAGACAUGGCCUACUCCUUUAUGAACAACACAGAUUACUACUACUACGAUGAUGACAAUUUUAAUGAGCACUUUAAUGAGCAUUUUAAUGAGCACUAUGACGAUGACAAUUAUAAUGACCCUCAUCAGUUCAAUGAGAAUUAUGGGAACUUUAACGACCCCUUUAAUGAAAACUACGAGAGCUUUAAUGCAAAUGAGUAUGCGGGUAGUAGUCCUCCCCACUUGGUGGAUGGGAAAAUAGAUCCCAAGUAUUUGGGUGCCUUUCAUUAUGGCCCCGUAGGGGGCAACGGCGCAGGUGUAGUAGGUGUGGGUGGCUACUCGAAGAAGAAGGCCAAAACGAAGGGAAGCAGCAACAACGGCACGAGUGUUGUUGGCGGUGUUGUUGUUGGGGGAGGAGGUGGUGGCGCCUUGGGAAUUCUGUCCGACAAUGAAUCGAAGAUGCUGAAGGGGAAGGGUGGCGGUAAUGGAGGUAAGAAGAAGAACAACUCCGGUGGAGGUGGAUCCUCUGGAGGAGACAUAGACAUUAACUUGAUAAAACAGUCUCUCCCGAAGGGCAUUUAUUAUGACCACGCAAAGAAGUUGUACCGAGUGCAAUACAUUAUUAAUAACUCCAUUAAGACGAAGGGGUUCAGUGUAAAGAAACUGGGGCUGGCGCAGGCCAAGAUCGAGGCGGAGUCCUUUCGGAACUUUUGCCUGGAGAACGGGCUGCUGAAUUCCCGCAAGAGGAGGAUCAACUCGCCCUACAACAAGAAGGAGGAGAAGAACUUCAAGAUGAUCAAGGACAACGAGGAGAUCCUCUCCAACCUGCUCUACCUCUACAACACGAACAGUGGCAAGCCGUCGAUGUAG
Plasmodium vivax (malaria parasite P. vivax) is the source of this 10068-nucleotide messenger RNA. RefSeq lists its product as hypothetical. The record is from RefSeq and is a predicted model, not a curated record. Gene Ontology annotation, molecular function: transcription cis-regulatory region binding; DNA-binding transcription factor activity. The transcript has a single exon. The coding region runs from base 1 to 10068 and encodes 3355 amino acids. Gene Ontology annotation, cellular component: nucleus. Lineage: Eukaryota; Apicomplexa; Aconoidasida; Haemosporida; Plasmodiidae. Gene Ontology annotation, biological process: regulation of transcription by RNA polymerase II.